AUGGGAGCAAUCAUCAUUAGACCCAGAUAUGCCCGAGUGCCUUCAGAGGGCGUUACCCCCUCUGUUGACUCGGAACCCCCUGAGCUGUCAGCUAUCCCUUCGGUGUAUCAGGAUCUUUGUGAGGCCUUUAGCAAGAAGCAGGCUCUUUCAUUACCCCCGCACCGGCCCUAUGACUGUGCCAUCAACCUGCUGCUUGCCGGUGAGCCUCUGGCCCUGCAAUCGGGAGGGGAUGUUGUGAUCGGAGGGCUUUUCCCUCUGCAUUAUGUGGCUCCUAAGCAACAGCAAAGUUACCACAGAAAACCUCAGCACACACCUUGCAGAGGCUUUGACCACAGAGCCUUCCGCUGGAUAAUGACCAUGGUGUUUGCAGUGGAGGAAAUAAACCGUAAUUUGAGCCUGUUACCAGGGGUUCAUUUAGGCUAUAGGAUUAUGGACAGCUGUGACCAUGUCCACACCGGCCUGAAAGCUCUUUUGUCUUUAGUCAGUCCAUCUAAAGCUGAAAAUGAAACAGGGGAGACAAUAGAUAGGAGUACACCGUCUCAAACUUUGCCCACAUGUCUGGCUGACUCUCCUGUGCCGGCUGUGAUUGGCCUUGCAUCCUCUUCCCCUACAAGAGCUGUAGCUCACACCCUUGGCCCUUUUAACUUCCCACUGGUGAGUUAUUUUGCCACUUGUACCUGUCUCACUGACAAGUCUAAGUACCCAUCAUUCUUGCGGACUGUGCCGAGUGAUCUCUUUCAAGUUAGAGGUCUUGUUCAGAUGGUCACCUACUUAGGCUGGUUCUGGGUGGGCACAAUAGGGACCACGGAUGACUACAGUCACUAUGCUAUCCAAGAAUUUUCCAGCCAGUUUAGACAACAAGGUGGGUGUCUGGCAUUUCAUCUAACCAUCCCGAAAUUACCCACAGCGGCAGAGAUACAAGAAAUAGCAGACAGGAUACAGAGUUCAACCGCAGUGGUAGUGGUGGUGUUUGCUAGAGAGGGACAGCUGCUGGACUUGAUCUUAGAGGGCACGCUGGGCUUCUCCUUCCCCGGAGUCAGGAUCCCAGGCUUGAAAGAGUUCUUGUUGAAUAUCCGCCCUUCUCCAAAACCUGGGAUGGCAUUUGUCAACAUGUUCUGGGAAGAGCUGUUUAGAUGCAGGCUAGAGUUUAAAGGAAACCAAUCAGCUGAUGCAAAACUAAAAGGUGCUGCUGAAAAGCCUGUAUGCACUGGUUCAGAGGAUGUGAAGGACAUUGACAGCAGCUUUACUGAUGUAUCUCAGGUCAGAGUAUCCUAUAAUGUUUAUAAAGCUGUAUAUGCCAUCGCCCAUGCUCUUCACACUUUAUUAAACUGUGAUUCUGGAGAACAUUACGGAAGGUGUGAGAAUCGUAAAACAUUCACUUCUAGGCAGUUGCUGCAACAUCUGAAGAAAGUGAAUUUCACCAACCAGUUUGAGGAGAAGAUUUCUUUUGACUCCAACGGAGAGCCGGUCCCUCUCUAUGACAUCAUUAACUGGCAGAAGGACAGCAAGGGAGAAAUUAGAUUUAUAAAAGUGGGAAGCUAUGAUGGUUUCGCUCCAUUAAAAGAACAGUUGCAGAUAAAGCAGAGCACCAUUGUGUGGACAAGUGGACAGUCAGAGGUGCCUGCAUCUCAGUGUAGUUCUCCAUGCUCCCCUGGCAGCAGACAGGCCAGACGUCCAGGAGAGCCCCACUGCUGCUUUGAUUGUUUGCCCUGUGCAGAUGGAGAGAUCAGCAACCAGACUGGUUCCACUGAGUGCACAAAAUGUGCUGAAUACUACUGGUCAGACAGAGACCAGGUGAAAUGUGUGGCUGGGGUCGAAGAAUUCCUGUCUUUCCACGACAUCAUGGGCAUCAUCCUGGUCACACUCACACUGCUGGGUGUUGUCCUGACAACCAUCGUCACUGCUGUCUUUCAACGUUUCCGUUCCACACCGAUCGUCAAAGCCAACAACGCAGAAAUAAGCUUCCUGCUUCUCCUGUCGCUCAAGCUGUGCUUCUUGUGUUCCUGGUGUUCAAUUGGCCAGCCAUCUGUGUGGACAUGUAGGCUCCGCCAGGCAUUAUUCGGGGUUAGCUUUGUCCUCUGUCUUUCCUGCCUCCUCGUUAAGACCAUAGUUGUUCUCUUGGCUUAUGCUAAUGCACCUGGUUCGAGGGCCCUGAAGCAGUUUGGUCUCUCUCAACAGCGGACCUUGAUCCUCUGUACUACAGCUCCUCAGAUUAUUCUCUGUGCCGUUUGUCUUUUGGGUGCACCUCCUUUCCCCAUUCAAGAACCCAAACUACCAUGCCUUCAACUGGAAAAGAGCCAUGGCCCUCCUGGAUUUUAUCUGGUCCUGGGCUACAUUGGUCUACUGGCCUUCGUCUGCCUCAUCCUGGCGUUCCUUGGACGCAAGCUACCCGAUACCUUCAAUGAGGCAAAGCUCAUCACCUUCAGCAUGCUGAUCUUGGCUGUUUGGAUCUCUUUCAUCCCAGCUUAUGUCAGCUCUCCUGGAAAGUUCACUGUGGCUGUGGAAGUAUUUGCUAUAUUAGCCUCCAGUUUUGGACUGUUACUAUGUAUUUUUGUGCCAAAAUGUUAUAUAAUAUUACUGCGGCCUCAAAGAAACAUUAAGAAAGGGAUGACGAGAAAAUAUCUCACAUGA
Molecule: messenger RNA, 2631 nt
Organism: Cyclopterus lumpus (lumpfish)
Lineage: Eukaryota; Metazoa; Chordata; Actinopteri; Perciformes; Cyclopteridae
Product: extracellular calcium-sensing receptor-like
Biological process (GO): G protein-coupled receptor signaling pathway
Cellular component (GO): membrane
Molecular function (GO): G protein-coupled receptor activity
Source: RefSeq, a predicted model, not a curated record